This is a messenger RNA of Orbicella faveolata, 3362 nucleotides long. Its product is annotated as calcium-transporting ATPase sarcoplasmic/endoplasmic reticulum type-like. Lineage: Eukaryota; Metazoa; Cnidaria; Anthozoa; Scleractinia; Merulinidae. Gene Ontology annotation, molecular function: P-type calcium transporter activity; ATP hydrolysis activity; ATP binding. Gene Ontology annotation, cellular component: membrane. Gene Ontology annotation, biological process: calcium ion transport. The record is from RefSeq and is a predicted model, not a curated record.
AUUUGCAGUCACAGCAAAUUUUUGGAAAAUCAGAGACUUGGCCAUGACACGCAACUUUUAUUUUUGUCCUCAACAAACGCAACUACGAUGGUCAAUUCGGCUUCGCCACGUUAGCUUUUCGUCGAUACACUACGAUCCAGUGGAGGGCAAUCGGAAGUACAUCGGCGUUUUGGCGUUUGCGGGGUGCAUCACGUGACAUAGUUUAAACCAAUAACCUUGAGCCGCGUCCAGGCCGCGUGGAAGUUCAAGUCAAUAUUCACGAAGGGUCGCUUGCUAGAAGCGGAUACAAGCCUUUAACGGCGUUAGUUUUCUCAAAAUGUGUUACUAAGUUUGAAACCUAAGUUGCGAAAAGACCACUGGCUGCUUAACUUUCACCUGAGACUUUAAAAGGUAGAUAUUGAAGGAAUUCUUUCUCGUUGGUGUCACAAUGGAGCUGGCUCACACUUUACCGGCGUCGGAAGUUUUGGAUCAUUUCUCCGUGAGUGAAACCAAAGGUUUGAGUUUAGAAGAACUCUCGCUUGCUCAACAAAAGUACGGACCAAACGAACUUCCAGCGGAAGAAGGCAAGCCACUCUGGAAGCUUGUAUUAGAGCAGUUCGAUGAUUUACUUAUAAAAAUUCUUCUGGCAGCAGCAGUGAUUUCUUUCGUACUGGCGUUGUUCGAGGAAGGGGAGGACAGAACCACAGCAUUUGUAGAACCAUUCGUAAUUCUUGUUAUUCUGAUAAUAAACGCAAUCAUUGGUGUUUGGCAAGAUAGAAACGCGGAAAGUGCAAUCGAAGCUUUAAAGGAAUAUGAACCAGAAGUAGCAAAAGUGUUGAGACAAAACAAACCAGGAAUUCAGAGAAUAAAAGCAAGGGAUUUGGUUCCGGGAGACAUCGUAGAAGUUGCCGUUGGUGACAAAGUUCCAGCUGACAUUCGGAUAACUUCAAUAAAAUCUACAACUCUCAGAGUGGAUCAAUCAAUUCUAACAGGUGAAAGUAUCAGUGUCAUCAAACAUACAGAACCCAUCCCUGACCCUAAAGCUGUCAAUCAAGACAAGAUUAAUAUGCUGUUUUCGGGUACAAACAUUGCUGCUGGAAAAGCUUCAGGCGUAGUCAUUGGAACUGGUCUUAACACACAGAUUGGUAAGAUCCGAGAUGAAAUGGUUGAUACUGACGAGGAAAGAACACCAUUACAGCAGAAACUUGAUGAGUUUGCUCAACAAUUGUCAAAGGUAAUUACAGUUAUUUGUAUUGCAGUAUGGGCUAUCAAUAUUGGCCACUUCAAUGAUCCAGUCCAUGGUGGCUCUUGGAUAAAAGUAAGUACUUUUAAUAAGAGGGCUAAGGGUGGGGACUUCGACAUCUAUGAGGAUGUUACUCUGCUGAAUUAUCAACCCAUCAUUUCCAGAACCUUGAAUGGAAAGAAAAUAGAUCCUCAGGAUUUUGAAGCCCUUCCAGAAUUUGCUACAAUUUGUGCCAUGUGCAAUGAUUCCAGUGUAGAUUACAAUACAGUAAGAGAUGCCUAUGAAAAAGUGGGUGAAUCGACAGAAACUGCACUAACAGUUUUAGUGGAGAAGCUCAAUGUGUUUGGUACAAAUCUGAGUGGAAAGUCCAAAGCUGAACUAGCACAUAUCUGUAAUGAAGACAUCAAGUCUCACUUUAACAAGGAGUUUACCCUGGAGUUCUCCCGUGACAGAAAGUCAAUGAGUGUGUACUGUACUCCUAGAAUUGACGGGCCAAACUCGGUCCAUGAAAAGAAUCCAAAGAUGUUUGUCAAGGGUGCUCCUGAAGGAAUUAUUGAAAGAUGUAACUAUAUUAGGGUUGGUAGCAAGAAGCAACCCCUGACACCGAAAACCAAACAGCAGAUUCUGGAUCUAGUGAAAACUUAUGGAACAGGUGCAGACACACUUCGUUGCCUUGCCCUGGCAACAGUUGAUGAGCCUAUCCCGCCCAGCAAGAUGGAUCUUGAGAACUCUGAAAAGUUUGCAGAGUAUGAGAGCAACAUGACAUUUGUAGGUGUGGCGGGCAUGUUGGAUCCACCUAGAUUAGAAGUGAAAGACUCGAUUGAGAAAUGCCAUGAUGCAGGAAUCAGGGUUAUUGUCAUUACUGGAGACAACAAGGCAACUGCUGAAGCCAUUUGUAGAAGAAUUGGUGUCUUUGGACCUACUGAAGACCCAACAGGAUUAUCUUUCUCAGGCCGUGAGUUUGAUGAGUUAACUCAAGAGGAACAGAGAGAAGCUUGUUUGAAUGCAAGAUUGUUUUCACGAGUAGAGCCAGCACACAAGAGUAAGAUUGUGGAGUACCUUCAGGGGGAGGGUGAAAUAUCAGCCAUGACUGGUGAUGGUGUCAAUGAUGCCCCUGCAUUGAAGAAGGCAGAGAUUGGAGUCGCCAUGGGAUCUGGAACAGCUGUGGCAAAGUCUGCUUCUGAAAUGGUAUUAGCUGACGACAACUUUUCAACUAUUGUGGCUGCUGUGGAAGAGGGAAGAUCUAUUUAUGACAACACAAAACAGUUUAUUCGGUACUUGAUUUCCUCAAAUAUUGGAGAAGUUGUCAGCAUCUUCCUGACUGCAGCCCUGGGAAUGCCAGAAGCACUCAUUCCAGUCCAGCUUCUGUGGGUGAACCUCAUGACAGAUGGACCCCCUGCUACGGCACUUAGCUUCAACCCUCCUGAUGUGGACAUUAUGAUGAAGCCUCCACGCAAGGCUAAGGAAGCUCUCAUCAGUGGCUGGCUCUUCUUUAGAUACAUGGCUAUUGGAAUCUAUGUUGGAGCUGCCACUGUUGCUGCCUCGGCAUGGUGGUUCAUGUUUUAUGAGAAUGGUCCUAAAGUAACUUAUUACCAGUUGACACACCACAUGCAGUGUACAACAGAUCCUACAAGCUUUGUUGGUGUUGAGUGUAACAUUUUUAACGACCUUCAUCCCAUGACCAUGGCCCUAUCAGUGCUGGUCACAAUAGAAAUGUUCAAUGCUCUUAACAGCUUGAGUGAAAAUCAAAGUCUCUUUGUCAUGCCACCCUGGAGGAAUCCUUCUCUCAUUACGGCAAUUAUCGCUUCAUUUAUCAUGCACUUUGUCAUACUUUACUUCAAGAUUACCAAUGUAAGUAUCAUAAUGUAAAUAAUAAUAAUGCUUCUUCAAAUAUAACAUAUUUGACAAGGAGGACCAGGAGGUUAACCCAAUAUAAAGGUCUCCUAUCUAAAAAAUAUGACAUAUAAAUAAAUACAUGUGCAGUAGAUAUAAAUGAUUACACUAGAUGUAAAUGACACCUUUAAUAAUUAAUCAGGUUUUUACAACAUUGAAGGCAAAAUGUUAAAGGUGCUAGUCUUGAAAUCCUGACAUUCUAUCUGACCACUGACCAUCAGGAAAUAUGGCUUAAUUGUCUCACGUU